GAUAAACAAGAUACCAUCUCAGAAAUGUGGAAGCUUAAGGUUGCCGAAGGCCAUGGACCGUGGUUGUUUAGCACCAACAACUUUCUUGGUAGACAAAUAUGGGAGUUUGACCCUGACCUCGGCACCCCAGAAGAACGAGCACAAGUUGAAAAAGCUAGAACGGAUUACCAGAAAAAUCGAUUUCAAGCAAAGCCCUCUGGCGACAUCCUUAAGCAAAUGCAGCUUAUCAAAGAAAACCAGGCAGAUCUAAGCUUGCCAAACAUACGGUUUGAGAGAAUAGAAGGAAUCACCAGUGAAAUGGUUACAAGUGCUUUAAGGAAAGCCGUGAGAUUCACCUCAGCUGUCCAAGCACAAGAUGGACACUGGCCUGCUGAAAUGUCUGGGCCAUUGUUUUACCUGCCUCCUCUGACCAUGCUCCUGUACACUAGCGGAACCAUGAAUGUGGUUCUAUCAGCAGAGCACAAGAAGGAGAUUAUGCGCUAUAUUUACAAUCACCAGAAUGAAGAUGGAGGAUGGGGAUUUCACAUAGAAGAUCACAGCACCAUGUUUGGGACAGCAAAUAACUAUGUCGCUCUUCGUUUGCUUGGCGAAAACGUCGAUGGCCCGAAUGGUAAUGCUCUUUCAAAAGCCCAGAAUUGGAUAUUAAAUCACGGAGGCUUAACAAUGAUACCAUCCUGGGGAAAGAUGGGUCUCUCGCUGAUCGGACUGUACGACUGGUCAGGCUGCAAUCCCAUUCCUCCAGAGUUAUUUCUUUUACCUUCCUGUCUGCCAAUACACCCAGGAAAUUUGUGGUGCUAUUUACGGGAAACAUAUAUGCCCCUUGCAUAUUUGUAUGGGAGGAAAUAUGUUGGGCCAAUCACCGAUCUGAUACUGUCACUGAGAAAUGAGCUCUACAAUGAACCUUAUGAUACAAUCAAUUGGAAUGCAACACGACAUUCGUGCCUAAAGGACGAUCUCACCAGCCCUCAACCUUUUAUGCAAGAUACAGUUUGGGACAUCCUCCAUCACGUUGGAGAGCCAGUUUUAAAGCUCUGGCCCUUCUCCAAGCUAAGAGAAAAUGCUUUGCGAAAACUAAUGGCACACAUUCAUUAUGAAGAUGAAAACAGUCGAUAUGUUAACAUAGCAUGUGUACAGAAGGUAAAUCCAGAAACCUUGGCCCUUAUCUCACCAUUAGAAUCGAUGUGCUUCAUUUACAUUUUCCAAUAUGAGAACUUCUGGGCUUAUAUUUCAAGAUAUUAUUGUUACCAGGAAUACACAAAUUUUGAUGGUGAAACAUCUCAUUUGGUACAAACAUCAUGGGCUCUGAUGGCACUUAUACAUGCUGGACAGGCAAAGAGAGAUCCGAUACCUUUGCAUAAAGCUGCAAUGCUACUAGUCAAUUCACAGAUGGAUGACGGAUCUUUUCCUCAGCAGGAAAUGACCGGAGCAUCCAUGGGAAAUUGCAUAUUACACUAUGCUGCACAUAGGAAUAUUUUUCCAUUAUGGGCACUGGCAGAAUAUCGAAAAAAUGUUGUACCCUAUCUAGCUUGAUGACUUUUAAUUGGUU
This is a messenger RNA of Coffea arabica (coffee), 1546 nucleotides long. Lineage: Eukaryota; Viridiplantae; Streptophyta; Magnoliopsida; Gentianales; Rubiaceae. The record is from RefSeq and is a predicted model, not a curated record.